UAAACGUAUCGGAAUUUGAUCGACAAUUCAUAUUCAAAACAGAGAUGAAUCCAUCCGAUUGUAUGGCUGUAUGGAACAUUGUUUAGCGUAUAUAGAACUUUUGGGAGCCAUCAAUUGUCAACAACAUUAACGUUAUAUAGACCACGAUCGUCUGAAUGAUUGACCAAGUGACUGACUGACUGAAUAUUCUAUUUGAUUUUAGUGUCUACAAAUUCUAUCCAAGAUUUUGAGCACAAAAUCAAGAUGAAUUAUGUUUUAUUAGUGUCUUGUUCAUCAUAUGUGUAUCCAUAAAUUAAUGUUUUUCAUUCAAAUCAAUCUUUACUUACUUUUCAGCAAUUGUGCUGGUUCAUUUUAUAUUAAUUGAAUUCGUUUCUCCAGUAACCAACAACAAUAAUAACAACAACAACAACAGCAGCAAAAUAUUCAUCUUUGGAAUCUUCAACAUCCACAUCAAAGUAAAGUAGCAUUCAAUAAAAAAAAAUUUGAAUUCUCUUUUCCCUAUCAUAAACAAUAUCAAUUUGGCUUGUCAACAAUUCACCAAUUUCAUUUCAUUCCAUUCAUACAAACGCUCAACAUCAAUUGUUUUUGUGAUUUGAUUUUAGCUCAUAUUUUCCAAACGUAAAAAAACAUACCACUGCAAAAAAAUAAAAUGACAGGCAAAGUAAAUCGAAAUGAUUCUAAAACAACGAAAUCAUCGUCCAUCGAUUCAAACCAUAAUGGUGAUGAAGAAGAUUCUGUACAUUUGAAACAGACAAAUGCAGCAUUGAAAACAUUGCUCAAUCAACAUUUACCGGAAAAUCAACAAUCGUUAAAAGAUUCACAAAUUAAUUUGGAUAAGAUUGCAAACUAUUGUGAUUCAAAUUAUUUCCAAAUCGACAACCAAGACGAAGCAUCAGUCGUUACCAAGAAUUAUGCACAACAAGCAUUAGCUUCGAUUGCAAGUCAAAUAUAUUCAUAUGCAUCGAAUAUUCAGGCAACCAUCAAUCUAUUGGAACAGCAAUUUGAUUCAUUAGAAUCACAGACCAGAUACAUUGGACAAAAAAUUAAACUUAACGAUGAGAAACGUGCACGACGUGAAAUUGGUCGAUUAACCAAACCGAAACGAUUGCUUGUACAACCACCGGUCAUUUAUCCAGAAAGGCCAAAAAUUCGAAUGACAUCUAAAUAUCAACAUGAUUCGAUUGAUUAUAGCUCAUUGGAUAAUGUAGGUGUUGCCUAUAAGAUUCAUCAACAAAAUGACAAAUCACAUACAAUGGAUAAUCGUUCAAUGCCGCCGAUAAAAUCGGCUACACUUCGACCAUCUAAAUCAUCAAAUCUUUCUUCCAUCAUUGCUCCACAACCACCGUCAUCAUCAUCACAAUCAGCUGGUAAAUCUUUUGGUCCAAAUGAAGCAAUGUAUGCACGUGCUAGUAAUAAUGUUUUAACAUCAUCCGCUAUUCGACCUUCAACACCACCGAUUUCCGGUACUUCAGGUAUAUUUAAUAGUUUGGCACGUCAUUCCAAAGAUUCUUAUCGUUCAUCUACUGGCUAUCAUCAUCAUCAUCCAACACCAUUGGUCAUUCCACCACCACAAGUUCCUUCGAAUUAUGCUUCAAGUAAAGAUUUACAGCCACAACAAUCACAGAAAUCUUCAAUUGAACCAGAAAUAUCAACAACAAUCAACAAUGAUAAACAAACAGCCAGUAGCAUUAAAUCUACUGUACAAUCGUCAUCACAGCAAACAGGACAGACAAAAAUUGAUUCAUCAAUAUCUGAAAAGGAUCAGGUGGUUGAUUCAUCAUCACCCAAUCAGGAUUGGAUACCAUCAAAUUUUAUUGAAAAAGUUGUAGCUAUUUACGAUUAUACAGCUGAUAAAGAUGAUGAACUAUCAUUCCAAGAGAAUUCAGUCAUCUAUGUUAUACGUAAAAAUGAAGAUGGCUGGUGGGAAGGAGUAUUGAAUGGUAUUACGGGAUUAUUUCCAGGAAAUUAUGUUGAAUCAUGUUUGUGAACCGAAUAAUUAUUAUUACAUCAUCAUCAUUCCUAUUAAUUCACAAUAUUAUCAAAUCGUUAUAAUGUUAACUGUAUUUGUUAAAUUGAGUUAUGAGUUAUCGUUUUAUUUCAAUAGAAUCUUACCACUUAAUUAUGGGGCUAUUUA
Molecule: messenger RNA, 2134 nt
Organism: Dermatophagoides farinae (American house dust mite)
Lineage: Eukaryota; Metazoa; Arthropoda; Arachnida; Sarcoptiformes; Pyroglyphidae
Source: RefSeq, a predicted model, not a curated record